Messenger RNA from Miniopterus natalensis, 1092 nucleotides. Lineage: Eukaryota; Metazoa; Chordata; Mammalia; Chiroptera; Miniopteridae. The record is from RefSeq and is a predicted model, not a curated record.
AUGAGCAGCCCUGAGCCACCCACCAAAACCCCCAGACCCAACACCCCCACCUGGCUGACUCAGCCCACAUGCAGCCACCUUGGUGAGCCACCUAAAGGGGCCCUGGGCUGGGGGAAGGAGGGGACAGUGUCAUCCCGGUCCUCCUCAACUGAUCCACAGUCCCCACCCCCACCACUGCCUAAGAAAACCCUAACCAGGACCAGGUCCCUGCCCGCCCAAAGGGCUCCCAGCCCCAGCCCUACUCCAGCAGGGCAGCCUCAGAGGCCCCUUCUGGGGUCCCAUAGUGUGGACAAGAAGCUGCCCUUCUGCUCGCUGAACACUGAGCUGAGCCUGUCCUUCCAUAACCUACACCAGCCAGAGGCCGUGUAUGCUAUGCUGGAGGCCUGGCAACUGGAGGGCAUUCUGCUCCAUGCAUGCCUGGCUCCCGGCCCAGUUCCUGGGGGGCCACCUGGCCCCUGCUGCCCGGGUCACAACUUCCACCUCCUGAACAGGUCGACCUGUAUGGAGAGCAGCAGGGACGCCCUAUACUACGGAAUGGUGCCCAAGCCUGGAGCCAAGAGGCGCCACCCGCGGGUCCUGGAGCUGCAGGCCUCGCUGCCCCUGCACUUCAACCUCCAGGGGCUCUGCGGUCUAGUGUCUGAGCGUGAACUGCCUGAGAGGCGCCCUGGAGCUGCCUGUGGCGCUGGCGGCGGAGCCCUGAGGUGCUGCGCGCUUCAUGCCAGAGCUAUAGGGCCGCAGAGCAACGCAGGGCCCUGGCUGCGGGUGUGCAGCGCGCUGCUGGUCCUGCACCUGGCUGAACGGGCCUUGCGGGUGGGGAGGAGCCCAGCCUGGAAGGACUAGCUGAGCUGUGAAUACCUGUCAAAGGUCACAAAAGGCUCGCUGGGCUGCAUCGCCCUCCCAGAGCGACUUGCCUGUUCCAGGGCCUCUGCAAGAGACAGGCACGCCUUCCGGCAUUGGGGCUGGUGGCAGUGUCUUCACAAUAUGAUGGACACCUACUUCCAGAAGAGGCCAGAGGCUAGUGGAGAGUGCAGGUGUAUGGACACCCCUCCUCCAAUUCCUGCCCCUUUCCCUUGGGCCCAAGUCCACCCUUAG